CUUGUAAAAUAUUUUCUACCGUUGUCCGCUUACUCCACGCGCCGGCAGUUAAAAGUUUGUGCAAGAUAAAUUCUAAGUGCAUGGCGAUGGAAGAGGACACAUCCGUUUUGCACCGUCUUUCUGAUAGACUUCCUUUCGAGCCAGACAGGCUGGCAGUGCUUUCAGAAAUGCUCGCAGCGGUGAAAAGGUUGGAAAAGCACGCACUGGAGGAAAACUUGAGGAACCUUCAGAUCAGUACGAUAUUCGAGUGCUUGAAUAGCAGUAAAAUGGACGAAGUGAUGAUCACAGGAGACAUCCUAAAAAGUCUCCUAAGCUCGAUGGACAGCAGUGAGGUACUCGCCCAAUACGGGCAGCUGCUGCAGGAGGCCAUCGCACACCCGACAGCAGAGGUGAAGCUCCUCGCCAUCAGGGAGCUAUUGCGUGCUGCUCAAACGGAUUCUCUUGUGCCAGUGCUGCGUCACGACGGUUUUCUUAUCACGACAGUGCCUUGUAUUUUUUCCGACAACUCUGCUGUGACCGAAGCAGCAAAGCGUUUCUUCGUCAAGGUGUGCGAUACCAAGUCCGGCCUGGACGCAUUCUUCUCCGAACCUUUGAUACGCUGCCUGAAUCAGCUCAUGAGCCACAGUGACGAACAUCGUCUCAGGGGCUACGAAUUCGUGGCUGACAUAGCUGCUAGUUUGGACAGUGCGCUCACGAGAAGCGUCGAGUGUGGUUUCUUGGGCCAGAUGCUUGAAGAACUGAAGGGUGACGACGUCCUGUUCCAAUUCAACAUCCUCUCUGUACUGUCCAAAAUCGCUUCAACGGAACACGGAUUUUACUACCUGAAGAAUGCUAGCUUACUCGCCCACGCCGAAGCCAAGCUAUGCACCUCCCACCCUGCAGCACUGGACACCUUCGUCCUCCCCGGCUACGUCAGGUUCUUCGGUAGCGUUUUCUACGCGAGGCCUGCCGAAGCUCACGAGGCGUGCCCUUCCGUCUUGCCGAAGCUGUUCGGAAUAGUCGCCGCGCCUGACAGCGACCUGUCGCUGCAAUCCGUCGCCAUGGAAACGAUCGGUCACAUCGUUGAGCCGGUGGCGGGCAAGCGCGUCUUGGACGGUCUCGGAACGGCCAUGCCGGAGCUGAUGGCUAGACUGAAGCAUUUCGCCAGGACGCUGCCCUUGGAAUACAAGGUCCGCGCUCUGAACGCGAUGGCCUGCGCCGUCGAUCUGCAACGCAGCGACCAGUCGGAGGAAACUCUGGCGCUGACGAGCCGCUGGUUCUCGACGGAAGCGUCCGGCUCGCCGCUGGACGUGGUGGUGGCGUUGUGCAGGCAGCCGUUCCCCGCGCUGAAGAUGGCCUGUCUGCAGCUGCUCAGCGUGCUCGCUGGCCAGCCCUGGGGGCUGGAGCUUAUCCGCGACUACCCAGGACUUGUCGACUUCCUGCUCGACAGGUCCGGCGAGCCCAGCAAGCUGUGCAAAGAGGCCAAGUACAACGUCGUGCAGACCAUCGUCGCUGCGCAUUCAGCUCACGAAAUAUUCGCAUUUGAGGCCCUUGACAAAAUGAAUACCUUCAUCCAGCAGGGCCCAUUCUACGUCGAUCUGCAGGCUGAAGUAGCGUUUGAGGAAGACGAGUAAACUUCACUCCACGCUUUGGCCUUUUUUUCUCGGUCUUUGACAAAGAUUAUUCCGUAAAAACUCUUGCAAAUGAUUUUCUACUUUACAUUAUCCUUUGCAAGACAACAAACCUACUCGUUUUCUAGUACUUGCUUUUCGUCUAUCCAUAUAACAGAAUUACAACUUUCUUGAAACUGCAUCACGCAAACUUCAUUAUCACACUGCCGUCACUGUGGUUGUGGUGUGAUAUCAUAUCAUUUGCUAUAUGUAAUACAUUUUCGUAUCGCGACCCCACACCUUUUGCAAUGAAAUGUAAGUAUUAUGAUAUAAUUUUUAUGUAUCCAUACUGUAAUGCUUGAUCAUAUUGUUGAGGAUCCGUCAAGAGCCAUAAAAAUAAAUACGUGAAUAAACGUUAAAUCAAAAUUUUGGAUA
This is a messenger RNA of Schistocerca gregaria, 2024 nucleotides long. RefSeq names its product 26S proteasome non-ATPase regulatory subunit 5-like. Bases 81 to 1613 code for a protein of 510 amino acids. Gene Ontology annotation, cellular component: cytosol. Lineage: Eukaryota; Metazoa; Arthropoda; Insecta; Orthoptera; Acrididae. The transcript has a single exon. The record is from RefSeq and is a predicted model, not a curated record. Gene Ontology annotation, biological process: proteasome assembly.